AUGGUCAACCCUGCUAUUUCCAACCUCGUCAUCAUGCUUGUCAUGAUGCAGGUGUCCAAGAAGGUGCCCUUUGAGGACCCCCAGGUGCUGAUGGGCAUCCGAAUUCUCUACGUGGUGGCCCAGUUGCUGGUCCUGGGCCUGUACCUUUACACCCGGUCCAUCAUUACCAAGAAGAAUGAUCUCACCACCCUCAAAUACGUCGAGCCUGCCAACGCUUUCGGCGGCCAGGAGGAGCCCAAGCUCGUGACCACCACCAUCAAGGAGUACGAUAUCAAGCAGGUUAACUCUGCCAUCCGAGGUGUCUUCACCGGUAUCGCCAUGAUGGGUUUCAUGCACAUCUACAUGAAGUACACUAACCCUCUUCUGUUGCAGUCCAUCAUGCCCAUCAAGUCCGCCAUUGAGCAGAACAUUGUCCAGAUCCACGUCUUUGGCAAGCCCGCCAUUGGCGAUCUCAAGCGACCCUUCAAGGCCGCCUCCAUGUUUGGUGGAGCCGGUAUGGGCGGUGGCGACAUCAAGACCGACAAGAAGACCAUUUCUGCCGCCGAGACUGCCGGUGCCGGAGGUGUUAAGGAGGAGUAA
This is a messenger RNA of Yarrowia lipolytica CLIB122, 579 nucleotides long. RefSeq lists its product as uncharacterized. Gene Ontology annotation, biological process: protein targeting to ER. NCBI's taxonomy places the organism in Eukaryota, Fungi, Ascomycota, Dipodascomycetes, Dipodascales. Gene Ontology annotation, cellular component: endoplasmic reticulum; mitochondrion. The record is from RefSeq and is a predicted model, not a curated record.